AUGCAGCAGUCUGGUUACGAUGAGAUGCAGUUUUUGCAGCAGCAGGUGAUGCUCAAGCAACUACAUGCUCUUCAAAGUCAGCAGCAGAACUUUUUAAACCCCUACUCGUCAACAGUCCCGAAGCAAGCUAGUAAUAGCGGGCAGUUUCAGCCUCUUCACGACGCAAUGCCUCUAAAUGAUUCUUCACCAGGAUAUCUAAACUGGGGGCAGAGGAAUGCUUUCCCGGGACAACAAGGAACGCUCGAUAAAACCAUGUUUUCGAUGGGUCUUGGUUCUCAGCAGCCUGAUAUCUCUCUGUACGGUACUCCGGUUGCUAAUGCAAGAGGUAGUACGGGUCAACAGCCUCCCAUCCAAGUCAUGUAUCAGGAACCCAACAGUCUAGCAGCUAGGCCUCCUAGUGGUCAAUCACAGAAGUCUCUGAUGCAGUCAUCGGGUUUUAAUAACCCUUUCCUUAAAAGUCAAUAUGGUUUAUCUCCAGCGCAGUUACCUCUACAACAACAGGGAGCGUUUAUGUCAAAUCUUGGAGUUCAAGGGAGAGGUAUGUCCGAGGCAGGUUUGAGCAAUGGAAUUCACUCCGGCAAUUUCCUUUCUCAACAGUUUGACACUUCAUCGAAAGGUUCUAGUAGGAGGCAGGAGGAACAAGCAAGUUGGUCUUCAUUUCAGCAGAAGGGUUCUCAGGGUUUGGUUCCUCUUGACCCACUGGAAGAGAAGAUUCUGUUCGACAUGGAAGACAGUAGUAUUUCUGAGAUUGCUUCUGGAGUAUUCGGUGACAAAUUUGACAGUGUGAAUAUCUCCAGCUCUUUCCCAUCUAUGCAUAGCGGGAGCUGGAGCGCGCUUAUGCAGACCGCUGUUGCAGAAGCUUCUAGCAGCGAUACUGGUCUUCAGGAGGAGUUUAGCGGCUUAACAUAUCAGAAUAUGGAACUACCUGCGGAUAUUAACGACAUAUCCAAUUUCCUGGACAGUGACAAGCAACAGGCUGGUUGUGUAAAUAAUAACAACACCUUGCUUGGCUCUUCCUCGUUAAACGCUAGCUUUCCUGGGUUUCAGGUGCCUUCAGAUCAGCUGAGAUCAAGUAUCUUUCAGGAUGAUAGUACUCCUGAUUCCACUAAGAGGUCCUCGAACGUGACUGGUCACUGGGUGGAUUGUAACCCUCAACCGAUGAUAUCGACAGUGUCUUUUGAUAAUAUAUCUACGGGUAAUAUGUAUAUGCAGUCCUCAGGAAUGCAAUCUCAGACAGGUAAUUAUAGCUUUAAUACGGCUGAUUCGUCUGCAAGUCACUUAGCUGGCAUGUCUUCUCAAGGUGGAAAAUGGAUGAAUGCGCCCGGUCAGCUCGGAAAAGAAGCGAUGUUCCCACAGUUUAUACAACAGAAUGAACCGGCUACAGUGACUGUAUCCCAAAUGCAUACGACCAGUCCAUUUGUAGCAUCUCAGCCUGAGAACGCAACAUUUCCAGGAGUUAUUUUGGAUGGUGGCAUUGGAGGUCACACCUUUAAUCCAACUAGAUCACCCCAACAAGGUACCAAUCAGCAGUUCAACGUGUGGAUGGACUUACCAACUCGCCAUUAUCCUUCGGAUCAACAGUCACUCAAGUUUCCCUUGAAUUCAACAUCACCCGUUGAGAGAUUAGGAAGUGAUGUCUCGACUUCGCAAAAGGCACAACAUAUGUCGUCCACAGCAUAUAAUAUGCCACAGAGGGUUGGUUUGCCUCAAGAGCAAGGAGCUGCUGCUAAGAAUGACUCUGAUUUCACUGCCCCCAACAAAGAUUUUAACAGAUUGCAAGGGGAGAAUAACGUGGAUUUCGGUUCAUCUUUGAAGUCAUAUGGACAAAACUAUGGAUUCAAAAUGCCAGUGGAUAACGGAAUGAGCUCAAUGUCACAGCUUGAGUCAUUUGUAUUCGACGACCCUAAGAUGGAACAAAAUGUUUGUUCCAGUGGCAGUAGCCAUCUUAAUCUUCCCACGUCAGCGCCCGUGUGGUUCAAGCAGAUGGGAGCUGUUAGAAAUGACCAGAUGCAACCGGCACACGACUCUCAGGAGACUCGGCAUUUUAAGCCUUUAAACACAAUGGACAAACACGCAGAGAUAAUCGCACCAAAGAAACGAAAACUUAUGAGAACAAGGCUGUUGGGUUGGAAUGAAGAAGCCUCUAAUGCAUCCCAAAGGGACCACACAAUCAGUGAGAGAGAGCAAGAAUGGGCCAGAGUUUCUAACCUGUUAGUUGAGAAGGCCGAGUAUGAUACUCAGACCUUUGAAUUUGCACCUCCAUUGCACCGUUCAAAGAGAAGACUUGUUCUAACAUCAAAGCUUCUGCGGCAGCUAUUUGAUCCUCCACCCUCAUUCAAACUUUCAGCUGCAUCAUCAAGCUAUGAUAUUUUGCUUUUCUUCGUCGCGAGAGCAACUCUUGGUAAUGCUUGCAGCCUUACCCACAAGAGAGAAAAUGUGUUGCCAUCAUCAUCAUAUGAGGUUGACAAGAUACCGGAAAAGAUUGAGAAUUUUGAGAGAAAGGAUGUGCAACAUUCUGAAGUUGCUAAAAAAUUAUCAGAUCAAGCAAAGAAACUCGAGGAAAGCUUCGAAAGAGAUACAUUGCAAUGGGACCCAUGCCUCGGUACCUACCAGAGGGAGUACAAUGCCUUUCGUUAUGAUUCUGCUCUUGGAAACUAA
Molecule: messenger RNA, 2658 nt
Organism: Thlaspi arvense
Lineage: Eukaryota; Viridiplantae; Streptophyta; Magnoliopsida; Brassicales; Brassicaceae
Source: the annotation of a GenBank genome assembly